Messenger RNA from Aspergillus fijiensis CBS 313.89, 1807 nucleotides. RefSeq names its product sugar porter family MFS transporter. Gene Ontology annotation, molecular function: carbohydrate:proton symporter activity. The record is from RefSeq and is a predicted model, not a curated record. Bases 148 to 1770 code for a protein of 540 amino acids. The transcript has 5 exons. Gene Ontology annotation, cellular component: membrane. Gene Ontology annotation, biological process: carbohydrate transport; transmembrane transport. Lineage: Eukaryota; Fungi; Ascomycota; Eurotiomycetes; Eurotiales; Aspergillaceae.
UCCUUUCUUUAUACCUCCCCGUCCGUUCCAUGAAUUCUAGAUCUUCACCGACUUGAACUUGGAUCCAAUUCUUCCCUCACCCCCACAAAUCCGUAUCAUCAAUUUCCUAGAAAGUCGUCAUCAGCGAAAGGAAUUCAUUUCACCAAGAUGGCGCGUAGCUACUUGGGCCUCACAGGAGGCAAGUUGCAGAUCGCGAUCAGUUUGAUUGCUGGUUUGGAUUUCUUGCUCUUCGGAUACGACCAGGGUGUCACUGGUGGUCUCCUGACCCUCGAUUCAUUCAUCAAAUACUUCCCUACCAUCUCGACCAGUGGGUCUUACUAUGAAAACUUAAGCUCAAGUGCGAGAUCUGCUCAGUCCACUCGCCAAGGUAUUGUUGUCGCAGCUUACAACUUGGGAUGUUUUGCGGGCUCGAUUCCGACAAUAUGGAUUGGCAAUUGGCUGGGUCGACGGAAGACAAUCUUUGUCGGCUCGGCUAUCAUGGUUGUUGGUGCACUGCUGCAAUGUACCUCCUACGAUCUAGCCCAGUUCAUUGUCGGACGUCUAGUGACUGGCUUCGGAAAUGGCAUGAACACCUCAACGGUGCCUACAUGGCAAUCUGAAUGCUGUAAAUCGAACCGCCGCGGCCAGCUAGUUAUGAUCGAAGGCGCCAUGAUCACCUGCGGCAUCACCAUCAGCUACUGGAUCGACUUUGGCCUGCUGUUCGCCGACCCCAGCGAGGUGGCUUGGCGGUUUCCCCUCGCCUUCCAGAUCUUUUUCGCUCUGAUCAUUCUAGCUUUCGUUAUGUUCCUCCCGGAAUCACCUCGCUGGCUCAUCUUGAAGGGCCGUGAAGAUGAGGCGCGUGAAGUGCUUUACUCCUUGAAUGGAAAGCACGACGAGACUUUCAUCGAGACCGAGUUCGCACAAAUCAAAGCCACUGUUUUGGAGAUGGCCAAGGGCUCUUUCCGCGACAUGUUUACCAUGACUGAGGAUCGUCACUUCCACCGCGUGGUACUGGCCUAUGUCAACCAGAUGUUCCAGCAGAUUUCAGGUAUCAAUCUGAUCACCUAUUACUGUUCUAUUGUCCUCGAAAACCAGCUUGGAAUGAGCCUGGAAAUGUCACGACUGAUUGCAGCUUGCAAUGGAACGGAAUACUUCCUUGCGUCUUGGAUUGCCGUCUUCACCAUCGAGAAAUUUGGACGGCGGCAGCUGAUGCUGUUCGGUGCCGCGGGUAUGUCCAUUUCCAUGGUCAUUCUGGCGGUAUGUGCCAGUCUCGAUACGAACGGGGCCAAGGUGACUGUUGUCGUGUUCUUGUUCAUCUUUAACACAUUCUUCGCCAUCGGUUGGUUGGGCAUGACCUGGUUGUAUCCAGCCGAGGUGGUUCCUCUCAAGAUUCGGGCUCCGGCAAACGCACUGGCCACGUCGUCCAACUGGAUCUUCAACUUCAUGGUGGUGAUGAUCACCCCAGUGGCAUUCGACAACAUUGGGUACCAGACCUACAUUAUCUUUGCCGUCAUUAACGCAUUCAUCUUCCCCGUGGUGCUCUUCUUCUACCCUGAGACUGCGUGCCGGUCACUUGAAGAGAUGGACCGCAUUUUCCGGAAAACCAAGAGUAUCUUCCAAGUGGUGAAGGUUGCCAACGAGGAACCUCACAUGUACGGCCCCCGCGGUGAGCUGCUGCGGACGCUAGACGACGAGGAGGAUGAUGCGGUGCGUCGCACGAGCGUGCUGAGUCACUCCAUUAAGGACGCCGAUAAGGAUAGCGAUGAUGUGGCUAGCACCGAGAAGAUCUAGAAUGAUCGGCCAUCGAAUCUGCGCGGAUCGCUCCGAU